This is a messenger RNA of Penicillium taxi, 1209 nucleotides long. Its product is annotated as purine-nucleoside phosphorylase. Gene Ontology annotation, biological process: transmembrane transport. The transcript is spliced from 2 exons. Lineage: Eukaryota; Fungi; Ascomycota; Eurotiomycetes; Eurotiales; Aspergillaceae. Gene Ontology annotation, cellular component: endoplasmic reticulum. The coding region runs from base 1 to 1209 and encodes 402 amino acids. The record is from RefSeq and is a predicted model, not a curated record.
AUGCGUGGUCUCCUUACUUUUGCCUCGCUGUUGCUAGGGGGAAGCACCGUGCAUGCGACCGCCCUGGCCAACCCUCACGGUGGUCACAGCUCUAACGCUGAUAAAAUCACCCCAAAGGUGUUCAUCAUUUCAAUGUUUGAACCCGAAGCUGCGGCAUGGUGGAAUAUUCCAGAGUUCGACUUGCUUGCUCACAACAUAAGCCUCCCCGGUCUUGCGCCUAUCUUCCCCGAUGUGCACUGUACAAAGGACUUCGAGGUCUGUCAGCUCAUCACUGGUGAAUCUGAGAUCAACGCCGCUACCACUGUCUUCUCCGUUGCCUUUUCUCCUCUUUUCGACCUGACACAUACCUAUUUCUUCAUUGCUGGUAUUGCCGGCGUCAGCCCUAAGCGUGCUACACUUGGCUCUGCCACCUUUGCUCGGUAUGCAGUCCAGGUGGCACUUCAGUACGAGAUUGAUAUCCGGGAGCUCAAUGCCAGCUAUUCCACCGGAUACAUCCCAUUGGGCUCAGAAUACCCAGAUCAGUACCCUAGCAAUAUCUACGGCACCGAGGUCUUUGAAGUCAAUGAUGAUCUCCGCAGCCACGCCGUGAAAUUCGCACGCCGAGCAACUCUGUCUGAUUCUACUGAGGCUAAGGCCUACCGCGCCCACUAUGAAACUGCCAGUGGAGAAUACAAGGUAGCUUCUUUGCCUCCGUCUGUUGUGGAAUGUGAUGUUGCCACUUCGGAUGUUUACUACGCUGGCAACAUCUUGGGCGAUGCUUUUGCCAAUACUACUAAGCUCUUCACAAAUGGAACUGGUGAUUAUUGCUCCACUGCUCAGGAGGAUAAUGCGACACUCGAAGCCCUGCUGCGGUCGUCAGCUCACAAGCUGACUGAUUUCUCUCGCAUCAUCGUCAUGCGCACUGCAUCCGACUUUGAUCGACCCUACCCUGGAACUUCAGCCACAUACAACCUGAUGGAGGCCUCCACCGGUGGGUUCACUAUUUCUAUUGAAAACAUCUACAACGCCGGAAUCGAAGUCGUGAAGGGAAUUUUAGAGGGAUGGCACACGACUUUCGAGGCAGGUGUGAAGCCCACAAACUAUAUUGGAGACAUUUUCGGUACUCUGGGCGGCGAGCCCGACUUCGGCCCCGGUGUUCAAGAGGCUUAUGAUAACAGUGGUGCCUUGAAGAAGAGGAGCUUUACCAAUCGCCUCAAGAGACGCAACUGA